Molecule: messenger RNA, 3865 nt
Organism: Acipenser ruthenus (sterlet)
Lineage: Eukaryota; Metazoa; Chordata; Actinopteri; Acipenseriformes; Acipenseridae
Product: transmembrane protein 163a
Exons: 8
Coding region: 593-1465 (290 amino acids)
Cellular component (GO): synaptic vesicle membrane
Molecular function (GO): zinc ion binding
Source: RefSeq, a predicted model, not a curated record
AAGAUGCAAACAGACACCUAUAACGAGUCUCUUAAAACAAUCUCUUAAAGCAAUGAAAAAAAUAACAAGAAAUCGCUUUAUUUAAGCCAUGCACAUUGUAUUAGUUAAUGCAUGGCGAGGAACGAUGUGUCUUGUAAAAUGUUGUAUUAAUAUGGAUUAUUUAACACUGUGGUGUUAGCGUGACUGUAAGUCGUCCACAUGCUAGCUGCCUUGUCGCCUUGUCUUGCACUGCUGUAUCGCGCUCACUUAGGAUCGGAGCUGCCACCCUGUCUCCAGCCGAAGUCUAAAUAUCAGUGACUUGCUUGCUGGAUUAUGUCCACAAAUUCGGGGCAGCCCCGGUGCAGAGGUCUUGUUAGGAAACCUGUUUUUUUAAUUAGUGCCUGUCUGCAGCAUUUGCAGUCUUUCGUUUGUAGUUAGCAAGUGUAUGUUGGAGACGAGGGUCUGAUGCUGAUGCAGUGAAGAUUGCGUUCAUCUCUUUGCUUGUUUGCUCUGUGGUGUGUUCAUUCUCUCUGUCUAGCUCCAUCACGAGCUGGAUGAUUACACUUCUCGCUUUGGUGCUACAUUUUUGGAGUUAUUUUAACUGAAACUCAUCAUGAUGACUGAUUCAUCAGCUCCCGAUCUCUCCACGGCUCCGAAUCCCACUAUCUUGGACCCCGCAGCGCAAAGCGGCCAGUGUGCACCCACAGACCAGCACCCACCCAAAAGACGUAGCCAGAGGGACCCUUUCAGCAUGGACCAGGACCAAGAGAUGAAAAUCAGUGAAAGCGUCCAAUUCAGCGAUGAAUUUGAAAACAGAGGUUUGCUUGAAAGCAGCACCCGGUUGAAGCCUCAUGAAGCCCAGAGCUACCGGAAGAAGGCAUUGUGGGUAUCCUGGGUCUCCAUCCUUGUCACAAUAGCCCUGGCCGUGGCUGCCUUCACUGUUUCCAUUAUGAGACACAGUGCUUCUGCAUUUGGAUUUGCUUUUGACGCCGUGCUUGACGUUCUGUCCUCAAUCAUUGUAUUAUGGCGUUACAGCAAUGCGGCCGCGGUGCACUCAGCACACAGGGAGUACAUAGCCUGUGUUGUACUGGGUGUGGUUUUUAUCCUGUCGUCCAUGUGCAUUGUGGGUAAAGCCAUCCAUGACCUUGCCACCAAACUACUCCCUGAAGUGGGUGAUUUUCUCUUUAGUGUUUCCAUUUUAAGCGGGAUCCUCUGCAUCAUUCUGGCAGUGGUGAAGUUUAUGCUGGGGAGGGUCUUGACCAGCAGAGCUCUGAUAACAGAUGCUUUUAACUCUCUUGUUGGAGGGAUCAUGGGCUUCUCCAUAUUAAUCAGCGCUGAGGUCUUCAAGCACCACCCUAAUGUGUGGUACCUGGAUGGCAUGACAGGAGUUCUCAUUGGACUCAUUAUUUUGGCUUAUGGAGUAAAGUUGCUUAUUGAUAUGGUCCCUCGGGUGAGACAAACACACAAUUAUGAAACCUUUGAAUGAGUCACCUGGGGAACAAUGCCAGCAAGUGCGCCCUCCAGCCCUGAUAUUACUAAAGACUUGGAAAUCAGAGGAACAUUGACCAGUGUUAUUUAUUUCAUUUAACAUGCAGUUUGUCAUUGUUGCAUGUAAAUAAGUCAUCACAAAGAAAAGCAAGCAGGAAAAGAAAAGGCAACAUCACCACAGCUUCCCUUCGAGUGUUUUAAGAAGGUGUUGAGUGAAUGGGGUUUGUAUGUUGGACACAGCACCUGAAAUUCUUUAUUUGUGAAAAGGCUGAAUGUUGUCUUCAGUGGAAUUAUUUUAAAUCUCUUUAGAGAAUACACUAUUUUUUUGUCGGUUUUAAUAAUAUAAAAAUGAACAGCGUUAAAAGGAAUGUAUUUUAUUAGAUAUGCUAUACCUAUUCUUCAAGAAGCACACUGAACGGCUAUAGGAGACCACACUGGACACAUUCAUUUAUUGAAGUUAAACACUAGCGCUCAGGGGGUUAAAUUCAGUUUUUAAAAAAAAUUUUAACUAAAGGAUCCCUAUCUCUUUUCAUUAUUUUCAUCAUGUACAACAGCUUACAAAAAGAGCAAGGGGUUUUAAUAACAGGGACAGAGCUGCAGGAAAGAAAAUCCAAACUUUUAAUAAAUUGCUGAUAAAAAGAAACACACUUGAUUGUUUUAAAAAUGGUAGCUGACAGCAUCUACACUCUUUAAUUAUUAUUUUACACAAGAAACAGCUUAUUUCAUGGUAUUAGCUUUAUCCCUUUAUCAGAAGUUUUGAAGAAAAUUGCUUACAACUUUUGUGAUGCUCUUUUACCCUGAAUCUGUAUAAAAGUUGUUUUCGCCAGUCAGCCAGUACCUGCAGGAUUGAAUAACAGGAUCAUAUGGGUUUUGUGCUACAGUUAAAGUUUCAAAUGCAUAGUGCUUGUAUACUGUACACUAGAAUCUGCUGAAGUUAACACUCUGCUAAGAGAAACCGAGCAGUUUCUAUUGACAACCUGUCUGGACGUUUUUAAGAUUUAUUUUGAAACCCUAUGCUCUGAAUUCAUAUGUAAUUUGUUUGGAGUUUCCUGAAAUUUUGUUUUAUUGGAGAAGCAUUUACAAACAAACCAAAACAGGUUUCUUUAUUUUGGAAGUCUUGCUUUUAUUUGUUAAAAUCACACUAUAAGAGUUUCUAUUGGCUGGAGUUUGAGAUCAAGGUCUAUGUCCUGCAGUGUGUUCAGUGCUAUUGUAUAACUUUUUUGUCCUUUGUUAGAGUUUACAAAAAGGGGAAUUUAUAAUUAUUCGGGAAUGACACACGUAUGUGCUAAUGUUUUUGUGCUAUUAACGUAGGGUAGGAAUCAAUAAUCCCAGUGGUGUGUAUGUAUUUGUAUUUACACAAUGCCCAAGAUGUGCUGGAAACGUACUGCUCUCACUCUUCCUAGUUCAUCAUCAUGCCAUUGUGUCUGUUUUUAGCAACCCAGUUCUUGCUGGACCUGGGCUCGAUUACACUUGUAAUUGUGCAAUGAAUUGCAAUUGCAAUGUAAUUUCAAUUGAAUUUGAACCUUGAUCGACUGCAGUUCAAUUAAGCAUUUAUUUGUUAUUCAAUCAUUGUAUUUUCAACCACUUUUGGUGACCCCAUUUGAAAAAUAAAAAAGGGUAAGUAGUAUGUUUCUAUAUGUGUGCCUGUGCUUAUUGCUAUGCUGUUUAUAAUAAAUACAGUAAACAUGUUAACAUGUGUAGUUGUAAUUAUAGCGGCAUAAUUGUAACUCAUUGCAAACAAUUCUGCUGUAAUUGUAAAUAUAAUUAUAAUUUACCCCAGGUCUAGUUCUUGCCUUUUUGAAUUCUGCCUUUUCUUAAAAUGUUAUAAAAUAUAUUAUACUGGUUUAUGGGUGUCACAUGCAAUGCACACAGAAUGGUGCUUUGAGGUGUACUUGGGCAUAUCAUGGCCAUUCUGGUUUUAUCCUGUAAAAAAUGAGAACAUGCAUUUGGGAUGUUUACUUCAUCAGUGUCAAAUUAGAUAAAAGAUUUCAGGAGUUGCUGUACGCAGGCACUGAAAUCUAGUAAUCUGUUGACGAUUUGGGUACAAGGUCUACAAAAACUUCUAAUAGCCAAGCGAACUGUACAAAAAGACACAGACAGACCAGUGUUUCAGUUUGCAACUGCCGAAACUACUGUGUAACCGUUUCCAUUGUUCUGUUAUACAUAUAUCCUGAUUAUGUGCAGAGCACAGCUUGACCUGCUUAAAGCCUAUAAUACUGUAAUAGCACAGCAUUAAGAGUAUUGUAUUAAAUGUAUAGUUGUAGAUAUUGCAUCAGCACUACUGACCUUUUAUAUUUAUAAAGAAUACACAAAAAAAAGAAACAGCAGUGCGGAAAUUCUGUGUCACAGAAAAGGUUUAUUGAAAAAUAAAGUUUUAUCCUGCAUUAUACAUCAAAAA